Vigna unguiculata (cowpea) is the source of this 1913-nucleotide messenger RNA. RefSeq names its product tRNA (5-methylaminomethyl-2-thiouridylate)-methyltransferase. NCBI's taxonomy places the organism in Eukaryota, Viridiplantae, Streptophyta, Magnoliopsida, Fabales, Fabaceae. Gene Ontology annotation, molecular function: sulfurtransferase activity. Gene Ontology annotation, biological process: tRNA processing. The record is from RefSeq and is a predicted model, not a curated record.
AGAAAAAAAAACAUAGUUCCCAGCAACUGUGUUUCUGAAAUGUUUUAUUCUGAUAACACGCACACGCUGAACGGAUGAGGUGUGAUGAGUGAAUGAUGUUGAGGGUGGCCGUGCGAUGGAAUUGGAAGCCAAUGGCUUCUCUGCCACUAACUACCUUUGCAUACAAACAGCAACAGUUCCACACUCUGAACCCUAGGCCUCCAUGUCGCACCUUCAGGCUUUUAUGUCGAACUUCUUCUUCCGCCGUUGCACACACCUCGCUUCCUCUCUCCGCCGACUUGAACCGCUACCUUCGCUGCUCCAUGCCGCAGAGUUCGCCGCUCCGAGUCGCGGUUCUCGUUAGCGGAGGCGUCGAUAGCAGCGUCGCUCUCCGGCUGCUCCACGCCGCCGGCCAUUCCUGCACCGCUUUCUACCUCAAGAUAUGGUUCCAAGAAGAUUUCGAGAACUUUUGGUCUGAGUGCCCCUGGGAAGAGGAUUUGAAGUAUGCCAAAGCUGUUUGUAGUCAGGUUGAUGUACCGUUAGAAGUGGUUCAUUUAACUGAUGAAUACUGGAACAAUGUGGUUUCUUACCUCAUUGAAGAGUAUAGUAGUGGCCGAACUCCGAACCCCGAUGUUCUUUGCAAUACAAGAAUAAAGUUUGGUGCAUUCUUGGACGCUAUUGGUGGCAUGGGCUUUGACUAUGUUGCCUCUGGGCAUUAUGCAAAUGUUAUCCACCCAUGUGCUGAUGGCAUGAAUGAGCCUUCUGUUCUUGAACUAUCACAAGACACGGUAAAGGAUCAAACAUACUUCCUUUCACACCUUUCACAAUCCCAGCUGAAGCAACUUCUCUUUCCACUUGGUUGUAUUCCCAAGGAUGAAGUUCGCAGGCUUGCGACAAAAUUUGAUUUACCAAAUAAGGAUAGAAAGGAUUCCCAAGGAAUAUGCUUUUUGGGCAAGAUAAGAUUCAGUGAAUUUGUUGCAAGACAUAUUGGGGAAAGAGAAGGUAUCAUACUGGAGGCUGAGACAGGAGAUUUCCUUGGCAAACAUCGAGGAUUCUGGUUUUAUACUAUUGGUCAGCGUCAGGGUCUACGACUACCUGGAGGUCCAUGGUAUGUUGUCGAGAAGGAUGUUAAAAACAAUGUAGUUUUUGUCUCAAGAAAUUACUUUUCCUUUGACAAAAGGAGGCGUGUAUUCCGUGUUGGCUCUUUUAAAUGGCUUAGUGAGGUGCCCCCAGGCCAGACAAGUCAGCUACAGUGCAAGGUGAGACAUGGUCCUGGAUUCUACGAUUGUAACUUACAAAUGGAAGUGGAAGGAGAUGGCCAAGGUCACUCUGCAGUUGUCCGCAUAUUUGAAGAUGAUCAAGGCCUGGCAGCUGGGCAGUUUGCGGCCUUUUAUGAGGGAAGAAGAUGCUUAGGUUCUGGUGUGAUUUUGGAGUUCUGGGAUGAUCAUAGUUUUCCAGUUUGUACAAAAGCUUUAGAAAUUGCUAGAAUGGAAGAUAAAUCGAUGCUUGGAAAUCCAGUAAAAAUAAAAGUUAAACCAGAUAGCCCCCAAGAAGUAUGUGAUUCUGCCGAGUUAGCAAGUAAAACAUCAUAAGGUAAUAAGAAAUUCUUGAGUUGUUGACGCUGAACAAAACAGGCAGACAUGUCAGGAAAAUGCAGCUUCCAUAUUCCCUUUUCAAUUGGCUACAAAAUAUUACUGCUAAACGUGACGUGUAUAUUUUUCCGAGCUUUGGUUCUGUAACUUUUUAUACACAUGUUCAGGAAGUAUUUUUUGUUGGGAAUGAUGGGCAUUUAAGUUGCAAUACGAAUGUAAGAUAGGUGACAAAAUAGUAGCUUCCACACUAUUUUGGAUUGGAUUGCGGAUAAAGUUGAAAAGGAAAAGGAAAGAGUGAGAGAAGUAUGACUCUCAAUAUUAAGAGAAAAAAUAUAGAAUAAA